UCCACUGAGAUUUUUCAGUUUUUCGCUGGAGUUCAGAAAGUGUGUUUCAUUUUAUCGCCUUUCAAAGAUACCGAGAGACAAUGUCACAGAUCGAGAAGGAAACAAAGUGGUUGAGUUCUGAGAUUUUACCCAAAAUUCUGAGGAGUGGGCGACUCUUAGAGAACUAUAAUGAAUCAAAGGCUAAUACUUUCCAUGUCGGAGAUAUAGAUAUCGAUGUAAUUGGCAUUGAUGAGGCUUAUAUGCAAACGUUCUGUUACCGAACCACCAUCAAUUUUGAGUACGAUGGAAAGAAGUUUCAGAGGAAAAUGGUAGUCAAGAAAACCCAUGCGAUGUCCGUUGAAGAUUAUGAUUCACUCCAGUUCGAGAAUCUGUUCAGUAAUGAGAUCUAUUUCUACACGGAAAUCCUUUCGGAGUUCCAGAAGUUAGACGAUGGAAGCUUUCCAGCAUCAAAAUAUUUCUACAGUGAACUGAAGCCACUUUCGGCGGUGGCUAUUUUCGAGAAUUUCGCGGAACAAGGAUGGCGUCUCACCAAGGACCGGGUGGGUCUGAGUCUGGAACAUGCCACAUUAGCCGCCGCAUCCUUGGGUAAAUUCCAUGGAUAUUCAUACGUUAUAAAGCAUCAAGAUCCGGAAAAGUUUGCCAAGCUAACAAGUGGAUUAAAGGAAUCCCGCUACUCUGCCGACGAAAUUCAUCCCACUUGGGCUCUUGUUGCCCGUAUGGGAAUCCAGCGAGCUGCCACGGCGGUGGCCAAAUACCAGCCCCAGGUCGACAAGGAGUUUGUGCAGAAGUUCCAGCUCCUAUUGUCAGAUUAUUAUCGUUAUGGAAAGCAACUAGUGGUACCCAGGGAACCUCUAGCCACGCUCUGCCAUGGAGAUUACCUGAGAAACAAUGUGGCCUACAAGUACAACGACCAGGAGGAGCCUCAGGAUAUAAUGAUGUUCGACUACCAAACUAUGCGGGUCUCUUCACCCAUGAUAGAUCUCAGCCUUUUUCUAUCUUUGUCCCUUUAUGCCAAUGUGAGGUAUCCCAACUUUGAAGCACUUUUUGACGAGUACUGCUCGGCUUUGCAUAAGACAUAUAGGAACUUGACCAAAGAUGAGGUUCCCGAGUUCUUAAGCCGAUCGGAACUCUUGAAAGAAUAUGUGCGAUUCUUGCCAUACAGCGUCGCUAUUGUUUCGUAUUUCCUUCUGGAUAUGGUUGAGCCAUUGGUCCUUACUGGGGAUGAGAAGACCUAUUCCCGUCCAGAGAAAGAUGUCAUCAAGCGCUGUUUGAACGCCGGCGGUGAAAUAGUGGAUCGAGAAAUAGCCCACCAGAUGAAGGAGAUGCUGGAGCUGAGCCAAAAGUGUGGGGUUUCCAUUGAUGAUGGCAUCAACGUAAAUGAAUAUGCUAAGACUAAAGGUCAAUAGGUUAAGUUCAAAGUUUCAAUGUUUUUUCUUUCCUUUAUUCAAGUUACACUUUUCCCAUAUUAAAAUCUAAUUAAAAACUUUUCAUCAUGCCCUUGA
Molecule: messenger RNA, 1502 nt
Organism: Drosophila ananassae
Lineage: Eukaryota; Metazoa; Arthropoda; Insecta; Diptera; Drosophilidae
Exons: 3
Coding region: 81-1406 (441 amino acids)
Source: RefSeq, a predicted model, not a curated record